AAAUUAUGGUUUUAUAUUGCAGAACAAAAUGUCAGUUUCCUCGAUCUUUAAGCAGCUAACUUCCGGCGUCAACUUUAAUACAAAUCUUUAUAAAAACGAAGCUAAAAGAUUUGGUUUAGUUAAGGAUACAGAAGCCACUGUAGAAAGUGCCCCAACUCUCCUGCCCUCUUAUAAGGAGGUGAAGGAGGAGGUGGUAGCCAAGGGGGAGAGAGACAACCAGUCCUCAGACGAGGAGGAUCUUACUAUUAUCGGAAAUAUAACAACUAUGAAGAAGAAAAAGAAGAAGAAGAAAGAAAAAAAAGAACAGGACAAGAUUAAAGAAAUUUAUGCAGAGAAAGUAAAUCAUUUUAGGAACGCGAAUAAAAUUCAUGUUCAAGGUUCAGAUAUUCCAACCCCAAUAUCAGAAUGGAUUCAGCUGUGUGAGAGAUAUUCUGUAAGUGAGAAUCUGUUUAACAACAUCAGCUACAACAAACCCUCCCCGGUCCAGAUGCAGACCAUUCCCCUCAUGCUGGAGAACAGAGAAGUUUUGUCCUGUGCUCCAACAGGAUCUGGUAAAACUGCAGCAUUCCUAAUUCCCAUAUUACAUAGUCUUAAAGCUCCAAUUAAUGGUGGAUACAGAGCGGUCAUCAUUGUUCCAACCAAAGAGCUUGCAGUACAGAUAGAGCAGGAAUGUAAAAAGCUGUGUACUGGAACAGGUUUAAGACCAUACAGCCUCGGAAAGGUAAAGAGUGAGAAAACAAAACCUGAUAAAGUUAAACACGAUAUUCUGAUUUCUCCUCCUAAUAGGUUAGUUUAUAUGAUUAACCAUGAUCCCCCACUUAUUAAUCUCUCCAAGGUUCAAUGGCUCAUAAUUGACGAGGCAGAUAAACUUUUUGAGGCUGGAGUAUCAGGGUUUAGAGAGCAGCUAGCAACUAUUUACACAUCCUGUAACGGACCAGGGAUAAGGAGAGGAAUGUUUUCUGCAACGCUUGGACAGGAAGUGCAGGGCUGGUGUAAACUAAAUCUGGAUAAUCUUGUGAGUGUACGGGUGGGAGCUGCUAAUUCUGCUACGGAAACUAUUGAACAGAAACUGCUUUACUGUGGAAGUGAACACGGCAAACUAGUAGCAUUUAGAGCUCUGGUCCUGAAAGGGUUGACACCUCCUGUUCUCAUAUUCGUGCAAACCAAGGAGAGAGCUCAGGAGUUAUUUAAAGAACUGCUUUAUGAUGGUAUCCAUGUUGAUGUGAUUCAUAGUGACAGAUCUCAGCAACAAAGAGAAAAUACUGUACGCGCAUUUAGAUCUGGUGGUAUCUGGGUUCUGAUAUGUACUGAACUGAUGGGUCGAGGUAUCGACUUCAAGGGAGUUAAUCUUGUUAUUAACUACGACUUCCCUCCAUCUGCGGUAAGCUAUAUCCACCGUAUCGGUAGAACGGGUCGAGCAGGUAGAUCAGGGUCCGCUAUCACGUUCUUCACAGAGUCCGACCGGCCUGUUCUCAAAAGUAUUGCCCAGGUGAUGAGAAACUCCGGAUGUGAGGUUCCUGAAUAUAUGUUGCUACUUAAAACAUCCAGGGAUGUGAAGAAACAGAUUGAGAACAAUGCCCCUAAGCGUGACAGCAUCAGUCGAGAAUCUAAAUUCGACAAGGCGCGCAGGCUCAAGCGCAACGACAUGGUGAAGGCGAGCAAGAAACGAAAGCAGAGAGAGGAAGGAGGGGGGAAUGAUAAAGAAGAGAAGAAGUCUAAGAAACCAAAGAUUGACUCAACCUCUACCAACACAAACACGGAUAAAAAGAUAAAGAAGAAAAAGAAGAGUUUAGAAGUCAGGAAAAGUUUAAAGAAAGAAAAGAAAACAAUGUCCUCGGACAAGGAACAUUUGGAAAAAAAGAAGAAAGCUAAAAUUGUAAAUUGAUUUUUUUCCAG
Messenger RNA from Eurytemora carolleeae, 1896 nucleotides. It is a transcript of the gene ais, whose product is annotated as probable ATP-dependent RNA helicase DDX52. Gene Ontology annotation, cellular component: 90S preribosome. Gene Ontology annotation, biological process: maturation of SSU-rRNA. The transcript is spliced from 19 exons. The record is from RefSeq and is a predicted model, not a curated record. Gene Ontology annotation, molecular function: RNA helicase activity; ATP binding; nucleic acid binding. NCBI's taxonomy places the organism in Eukaryota, Metazoa, Arthropoda, Copepoda, Calanoida, Temoridae. The coding region runs from base 29 to 1885 and encodes 618 amino acids.